Messenger RNA from Ochotona curzoniae (black-lipped pika), 1755 nucleotides. It is a transcript of the gene TMEM108, whose product is annotated as transmembrane protein 108. Gene Ontology annotation, biological process: postsynaptic density organization; retrograde axonal transport; dendrite extension. Gene Ontology annotation, cellular component: postsynaptic density; early endosome; endosome membrane. The coding region runs from base 1 to 1755 and encodes 584 amino acids. The transcript is spliced from 4 exons. The record is from RefSeq and is a predicted model, not a curated record. Lineage: Eukaryota; Metazoa; Chordata; Mammalia; Lagomorpha; Ochotonidae.
AUGACGUUUUUAAUAUCAAAAAUGUUUAAAUUCUAUGUCAUCAUAGAAGUUGAGAAGGGAUUUGGGGUACAUAUUGGCUUCCUCCUGAUCUUGGCACUGACCGAAGCACUGGUAUUUGCUGUCCAGGAACCGUCUCCCAGGGAACCUCUUGAGGUCCUCUCCUCAGGCACCAUGCUGACAACGCUGCACAACUCUACUAGACACCCUUCCGUGACGACGCUGACAUCCCAUCCCAAUGGACCCUCCUCUCAGGCUGCAGCUCCCACAACAUCAACGAUGGUCCCUGCAGACGGGCACCCUUCAGCAAACACAGUCUCUGUCAUCGUGGCGACAGCAACCACACCCCAUUCUGAAGGCCCCCUCUCUACGGGACACCUGCCAGCUGCCAUGGCAAGCACAUCCGCCCUCACAGAGGGUCACCCCCCAGCGAAUGCUGACCCCACCGUCCUGCCAACAAAGCCAUCAGAACAAGCCCCCAGCCACCUGAGCACAGUGCACCCUCGGGCCACCACCCGUAGGCCUCCUAGGCCCCCCGGCUCUUCCCGAAAGGGGGCUGGUAGCUCAUCACGCCCUGUUCCUCCUGCACCUGGCAGCCACUCUGGGAGGAAGGAAGGCCAGCGGAGACAAAAUCAGAGUUCCACACACCUGGGACAGAAGCGCCCCCUGGGGAAGAUCUUCCAGAUCUACAAAGGCAACUUCACAGGAUCUGUGGAAUCAGACACCUCUUCCCUAACCCCCAGACCCCCGCUCCGAGACUAUUCCUCUUCACCACAGUCCCAGACAGUGGUUGCAACCACAGCACCCAGCAGUACUUUCUGGCCCCCAGCCACCCACCCUCUGAUGCCAGCAGAGGACAAGCUAGGCCUCAACAGGGCAGACCAGGGUGGUGGUUCCACUUUCACUGGCCAAGGAGUAGAGCCGGACACCACAGCAGCCUCAGGUGCCCCGACCCGUCCACAGCCUGCCCCAGUGCCUUCAAAGUCUCCCCGUGGUGACCUGCAGGAUGGCCCCAGCCGCAGUGAAUCUUGGCUUGCUGUCACCCCUGGCAUCAGCAGAUCACUGCCUGCCAGCUCUGGGGUCUUCACAGCCACCACAGGACCCACCCAGGCUGCCUUUCAUGCCAGUGUCUCAGCCCCUUUCCAGGGGAUUCCUCAGGGAACAUCCACCACAACCCCACAGGCACCAGUCCGGCCUCCUGGCAUGCCAGAAGGCACUGUCUCUCGAGUUGAGAAGGAAACUACAGUCACCCCCACCAUGGCCAACAGGGGAUCCCAUCCUUUCUCCACAGUGUUGUCCACAGCCACAGGGAACUUCCUCAACCGCCUGGUCCCUGCCGGAACCUGGAAGCCUGGAACCGCAGGGAACAUCUCACAUGUGGCUGAAGGGGACAAGCCCCAGCACAGAGCCACCAUCUGCCUGAGCAAGAUGGACAUCGCCUGGGUGAUCCUUGCCAUCAGUGUACCCAUCUCUUCCUGCUCCGUCCUGAUGACAGUAUGUUGCCUGAGAAAGAAAAAGAAGACGGCCAACCCUGAGAACAACCUGAGCUACUGGAACAACGCCAUCACCAUGGACUACUUCAACAGGCAUGCUGUGGAGCUACCGAGGGAGAUCCAGUCCCUGGAGACCUCCGAGGACCAGCUCUCGGAACCCCGCUCCCCAGCCAACGGCGACUACCGCGACACUGGGAUGGUCCUUGUGAAUCCAUUCUGUCAAGAAACACUGUUCAUAGGAAAUGAUCAAGUCUCGGAGAUCUAA